AAUAUGACUUCAGUGUAUAGGCGGCGCUGAGGCACCAGAGAGGAGGUAUACAUGUGGUCAAAAUGGCGGAAGCUAUGAGAGCGACAGUCGCAGCACUACUGCAUGGAAUUGACAGAUACAACCCAGAGAACCUGGCCACCCUGGAGCGGUAUGUGGACCUGCAGUGUAAGGAGAACACCUACGACCUGGAAGCCAAUCUGGCUGUACUUAAACUGUACCAGUUUAACCCCACGUACUACCAGACAGCUGUGACGGCACAGAUCCUGAUGAAGGCCCUGACCAACCUGCCUCACUCCGACUUCACACUCUGCAAGUGUCUGGUGGACCAGGUCCAUCAAGAAGAGGAGAUGAUCACCCGUGUGACCUUCCUGGCUGACCUGCUGGAGACGUGUCAGUUCAAGCUCUUCUGGAAGGAGAUCUCCCUGACACCUGAAGUCAUUGAGGGCGUCUCUGGGUUUGAGGACUCGGUCAGGAAAUUUAUCUGCCAUGUUGUCAGCAUCACCUACCAGAGGAUAGACAAGCAGACUCUGUUGGAACUGCUGGGAGACAUAGAAGAUCACCAGCUGAAGCAGUGGAUGAACAAGUACGGCUGGCGGGACGAUGGAGAAGGUUUUGUCUUCCUUGCCAACCAGGAGGAGAACGUCAAGACCAAGAACAUCGUGGAGAAAAUUGACUUCGAGAGUGUAGCAGGCAUCAUGGCAGCCUCCAUCCAGCGAUGAUGAUCAACUGUCAGGGAUGGGCGUCAAAUUCCAGCUAUCGUAAUAUUGUACUUGUAGUAGGAUGUCGUACAAAGUAAGACUUCAUCAGGAUUCAGAUUUGUCCUUAGUUCUGACAUGACAACUAUAGUGAAGUCCUCUCUGUCAAAGCUGGCAAGUGAGAAGACCAUCUGUAGUUGACUUGAGUAAUAUCAGAUAGUAGACAAUUAAACAGAUUCAGGCCAAAUGAA
This is a messenger RNA of Branchiostoma belcheri (Belcher's lancelet), 946 nucleotides long. Its product is annotated as eukaryotic translation initiation factor 3 subunit K-like. The coding region runs from base 63 to 719 and encodes 218 amino acids. Gene Ontology annotation, molecular function: translation initiation factor activity; ribosome binding. The transcript has 8 exons. NCBI's taxonomy places the organism in Eukaryota, Metazoa, Chordata, Leptocardii, Amphioxiformes, Branchiostomatidae. Gene Ontology annotation, biological process: regulation of translational initiation. Gene Ontology annotation, cellular component: cytoplasm; eukaryotic translation initiation factor 3 complex. The record is from RefSeq and is a predicted model, not a curated record.